Molecule: messenger RNA, 213 nt
Organism: Coniophora puteana RWD-64-598 SS2
Lineage: Eukaryota; Fungi; Basidiomycota; Agaricomycetes; Boletales; Coniophoraceae
Exons: 1
Coding region: 1-213 (70 amino acids)
Source: RefSeq, a predicted model, not a curated record
AUGGGCGAGGAACGAGGCACGCUUUUAUCCUUUGUGAAGGGCAUGCUGUUGGAGAGAGUGGGGCAUCCUUGGGGCAACCAAAAGCCAAGAACAGGUGUGCAAAUCAUGACGUCUGAAGAUAACGCGGGUGGGAGCAUUCUGUGCUGUCAACAGGUGGCUACGACAGGUUUCGACAUCGUGUUGCGCAGCUUUGAUGUAAUAUUUACACGAUAG